Salvia miltiorrhiza (redroot sage) is the source of this 936-nucleotide messenger RNA. RefSeq lists its product as uncharacterized. Gene Ontology annotation, biological process: protein folding. Gene Ontology annotation, molecular function: alpha-tubulin binding. The transcript is spliced from 2 exons. NCBI's taxonomy places the organism in Eukaryota, Viridiplantae, Streptophyta, Magnoliopsida, Lamiales, Lamiaceae. The record is from RefSeq and is a predicted model, not a curated record. Bases 1 to 936 code for a protein of 311 amino acids.
AUGACUGGCUUUCCAGAAGAUUAUGAGAUUCGUGUCUCAGAACUUAUUCACCUUUGGAUAGCUGAGGGUAUUGUAACACUUUCAAAUGGAUCAAAAAGCUUGGAAGAGGAGGCAGAAGAUUGUUUCGAUGAUCUUGUCGAGAGAAGUCUAGUUCUGGUCAUCAACAGGAAGUCUAAUGGGAAAAUAAAGAGUUGCAGCAUUCAUGAUAUUGUGCGAGAAUUUCUGGUAAGGCAGGCUGCAAAAGAGAAGGUUGCGACAAUUAAGACACUUUCGCUGGCAACAGACUUUGUGUGUAGUAAAAGAAUGGUGGAAAUGAUUCCAAACAUUAAAAAGCUGGGAAUAUGUUACUCCAAGGAGAAGUCUGAUGCGGAUGCUGGCUAUCGCCUCAACAAUCUUAAGUAUCUAUGUCGACUUGAGAAAUUGAAGUUGGAGAUGCCUGAAGGUUCUUUAUCCAGAAAACAAUAUGAUGAAAUGACAUUGAGGAUGCUUGGAGGUUUUUCAUUCAGACUAGUUGAUAAGAUACUUGGAUGGAUUUCAUUUAGACAAGCUGAUAAGAUACUUGGAGGUAUAAACUUUCCUCUACAACUGAGAAGGUUAACCUUGAGUGGUUGGAAGCUUCCUUCGAGUGAUAUGUCAAUCGUUGGUUCAUUACCUAAUCUUCAAGUGCUUAAACUAAGAAAUUUCAAAAGGAUAGACUGGGUAACAUCUAAUGGAGAAUUUCGUGAGCUCGGACUUCUGCUAAUUACUGAUCAAUCCGAUUUGGUUUUUUGGAUAACAAAAGCUAGCCACUUCCUGAGACUCGAGUGCCUAAUGCUUCAUGGGUGUCUUGGUCUACCUGAGAUUCCAAGUAAUAUUUUAUUAUCGGCAGAAAAGAUACAAAAGAAACAAUGGGAUUCAGGAAAGUGUACCUUUCUAGUUCGUGUGAAGCGUUCCUGA